Messenger RNA from Marasmius oreades (fairy-ring Marasmius), 1433 nucleotides. RefSeq lists its product as uncharacterized. Lineage: Eukaryota; Fungi; Basidiomycota; Agaricomycetes; Agaricales; Marasmiaceae. The record is from RefSeq and is a predicted model, not a curated record. The transcript has 10 exons. The coding region runs from base 146 to 1363 and encodes 405 amino acids. Gene Ontology annotation, biological process: glucan catabolic process.
CGGUUCCCGCUUUCAUAUCGCACUUGAACUUUCCGAGGAGCAGACAUUGUGAUGACUGGCGACGAGCGCUUCCGCCUGUGAAUCCCAUCAGGUCCCCAUCUAGACUCUAGUGAUACUUAUGUAGCGCCAGGACAACACGAAGCAUAUGCAUGGAGCUGCGUUCCCCUUUGUGUCCGUUAUGUCCCGGAUACCCUCUUUAUUAAUAGUUCGAAGGUCACUCUUUGUUUUGUCUCAUCAUCGUCCUUCGUCUCGGAUGGCCCGCAUAUCCAUCAGUCUUUUUCUCUAUUUUCCACUCGUUUUUGCAACAAAUUACAACUUGAUACGUGACUAUUCAGGUUCCACGUUCUUCAAUGGAUGGAGGUUCACUGGUGAUGCUGACCGUACCACAAACGGAGACGCGUUCUUCGUUACUGAAGAAGUUGGCUUGCAGCAGCAUUUGGCUUACGUCGAUCCCAAUACCAACCGCGCGAUCAUCAAAGUAGACAAUGUCUCUGUAGUUGCGGACCAGCAGAAGAGAAACACUGUGAAAAUCACUACACAAGAUUUGUAUCCUGUGGGAAGCGUUUGGAUAACUGAUCUUCAUCACGUCCCGUUUGGUUGCUCCGUUUGGCCCGCAUGGUGGUCUCAAGCUCCGGGAUGGCCUAUGGGAGGUGAAAUAGACACGUUCGAAGGCGUGAACCUUUUCACCCAAAACCAGAUGUCGCUUCACACCCUCCCAGGAUGCAAACAAGUCAAUCCCGUCCAAACCUCGACUCUGAUACCCAACGCGGAUUGCAGUAACACGACGAACAACAACCAGGGAUGCAUAGUUAAGGACCCGAACACGAACUCGUAUGGCCAGCCGUUUGCGGAUGCUGGAGGAGGGGUGUUCGUGACGGAGAUGGCAACCAGCGGUAUUUCGAUCUGGUUCUUCACGCGAAGCGCAGUCCCUAGCUCGAUAACCUCGAAUUCGAGCACGAUCGAUACUUCGACUCUCGGGAAACCGGUUGCUAAUUACCCUGCCACUGGAUGUCCGAUGGACACGUUUUUCGGGCCACAGGCGUUGAUUUUUGAUAUUACUCUUUGUGGAGACUUUGCGAGACCACUAUACGAGCAACCCGACAGCGGGUGUCCGGGCUCUUGUUAUAAGAACGCCGUACUUGGGCCUCCGUCGGGCUAUGACAAUGCGUACUUCGAUAUCGCGUAUUUGAGAGUUUAUAGCUCGAACCCAAGUCAGGGAGGGGGUGCAAGUGGAAACGGUGGAAAUACCAAUAGCACCACUGGUGAUCAAGGAGGUAAAAAUGAUGCCCAGGUUCUUCACCGUGCCACUUUGACUUCGGCAUUCGCAUCUGUCAUUUUCUUGUGGGGCAUCGCGCUUAUCUGAAACCUAUAAUUGGCUCUAGAUAUAGUAGGACACGUCUCGCCUAUCUGUAUGGAAUAUCGUUUAAGGGACC